Molecule: messenger RNA, 13865 nt
Organism: Mercenaria mercenaria
Lineage: Eukaryota; Metazoa; Mollusca; Bivalvia; Venerida; Veneridae
Product: mitogen-activated protein kinase-binding protein 1-like
Exons: 37
Coding region: 79-6045 (1988 amino acids)
Molecular function (GO): protein binding
Source: RefSeq, a predicted model, not a curated record
UGUUCGUUGGAAAAGUCGAAAGGUGUCAGUGAAUAACAUGUUUAAAACUCAAAUUAUGCCUUGAAUUCAGUGGUCAGAAUGGAUAAUAAGCAUCCGAGAAAGAUUUUAAAAUCUCCAGUUGCAAAACGAAGGAGUAGAAUUACGCCUAAAGACCAAAAGGUAACUCUAGAAAGAGUUCUGGGACUUACAGCAACAAGCAAUGCAACAGUAGCCUGUGAUCCGAACAGCAGUAUUGUAGCAUAUCCUGCAGGAUGUGUGGUGGUGCUUUACAACCCAAAGAAGAACAAACAGGGUCACAUCUUCAAUGUGUCAAAGAAAACGCUAACAUCCCUCGCCUUUUCUGGUGAUGGCAAACAUCUCGUUACAGGAGAGAGUGGCCACCAGCCGGCUGUGAGGGUCUGGGAUGUGGCAGAGAAGACUCAAGUUGCUGAGUUUCAUGGUCACAAGUUCGGCAUAAGCUGUGUGGCCUUUUCGCCCAACCUGAAGUAUAUUGUUUCUAUUGGAACGCAACAUGACAUGCAAGUCAAUGUCUGGAACUGGAGAACAGGGUCAAAAGUGGCCUCAAACAAAGUUUCAAGUAAGGUGUCUGCAGUGUCAUUUUCGGCUGACGGUUCUUAUUUUGUAACCGUUGGUAUGAGACACGUCAAGUUUUGGUACCUUGACAGUAGCAAGUCAAAGAUAAAUUCAAUAACAUUACCACUGAAUGGGCGCAAUGGUAUACUCGGAGACCACAGGAACAACUUCUUCUGUGAUGUAGCUGCGGGGACAGGAAGUUUAGAAAAGAGCACAUUCUGUGUCACCCAGUCAGGCUAUCUGUGUCAGUUCAAUGAAAAACGGCAGAUGGAAAAAUGGGUAGAACUUAGGACAACAUGUGCCAAUGCAAUAUCAGUUGCUGGUAACUAUAUUUUUGUUGGUUGUGCCAAUGGGAUUGUGAGAGUGUUUAAUUCAUCAACUCUACAUUUUGUGGCUACACUUCCACGACCUCAUUAUCUCGGAGUAGAUAUUGCUGCUGCUGUCAACCCAAGUCAGUUAAAUUCUGUUAAAGAUGGUGAUAUCAAAUAUCCUGACACGAUUGCUAUACAGUAUGAUGAGGAACAUAACAAGGUAACAUGUAUAUACAAUGACCACAGUAUGUAUAUCUGGGAUGUCCAUGACCUGAAGAAGAUAGGGAAAGCCUGGUCAUUCCUGUACCACAGUUCAUGUGUAUAUGGUGUUGAGGUGUAUCCAGUGUUGGAGGCAGGUUUGAAGUCUGUUCUACCACCACAUUCAUUCUUCACCUGUUCCAGUGAUGAUACUAUACGAAUAUGGAACCUAGAUCCUCACAUGGCUGAAACAUCCACAUACAAAAGCAAUAUAUAUACACAUGAGAUGCAGUCAGUUGACUUGCUGAAGGUGAUGUACAUGGACCCAAGUUUAACAUCCCUCUGUGAUAUAGACUACAAUCCUUCUGGUGCUACUGAUAAAACAGAUACUAACUAUGAUGACAAGAAUGGUAUACGUUCUAUACGAGUCAGUCCAGAUGGUCAACAUCUAGCUUCUGGUGAUAGACAAGGAAAUGUCAGGAUUCAUGAGUUGGAGAAUUUGAUUGAAAUAAAGCAGAUUGAAGCACAUGAGUCAGAAGUUCUGUGUUUGGAAUACUCUCGAUGGAAAAAUGGACCAAAGUUGCUUGCAUCAUCAAGUCGUGACCGGUUGAUUCACGUGUUUGAUACAGAACAACAGUACGGUCUGUUACAGACAUUGUCAGAUCAUUCCUCGUCAAUAUCUGCUGUCAAGUUCACAGAGACAGAUAACCAGAUGAAGAUGAUCUCAUGUGGGGCAGACAAGUCUAUAUUAUUUAGGAAUCUACAACAGGAUCCUGAGUUUCAGUUUACCUUAGCAACACACCAGGUUGAGAAGAUGACACUGUACGACAUGGUCGUAGAACCGACACAGAAGUUUUCAGCCAUUGCUUGCCAAGACAGAAAUGUCAGAAUCUACAAUAUAAAAACUGGAAAGAAGAAGAAAGAAUACAAAGGUUCGCUGUCUGAUGAUGGUACCUUACUGAAGAUGAAGCUAGACCCCUCUGGUACAUUUGCCGCCACCAGUUGUAGCGAUAAAAAUAUGUGUAUUAUUGACUUCUACUCUGGAGAGUUACAAGCUACUAUGUUUGGUCACUCAGAAAUUGCAACGGAUGUGAGAUUUAUGAACGAUCUGCGACAUUUGAUCUCUACAUCAGGAGAUGGGUGUAUAUUUGUGUGGAGGUUACCACAGGAGAUGACAAGCCAGAUGCAGAACAGAUUGAAGGAAAUGGGACAGAUCUUACCUCAUAUUACUAAUGGUGGCUUAAAACUGGAGCCACUGAAAGCAUUCAAGAAGGAUGAGGUUGAUGCUAGUGUAGCCCCAGAGAGGGAGUUUUUCAGUCCAGAGAGAGCUCUGAAGGAGAUGUACCCCAGCCAGUACAAUGGCAACAGCCCAUCUCCAUCGCCCAAAGAUAAUCUAGAUUACAGGUUCAGCAUUAGUCAGCUGCCUAGCUGGGCAAAGAAAAAGUUUGAGGGAGGAGGAGAUGGUUUGGAAAACGUGCCCAAUGCUGAUGAUGAUACUGGGUCAGGAACUGCUCCUAGGGGGCGCUGGGCUCAGAGGGCAGAGGGACAGGGACCAACAAUCAAAACUCAAGAUGGAAAGUCGGUGGAAGUAGACCCAUCUGCAGAUCGGCGACGAAUCUCGUACCAGGGAGAGUUCUCGACCGGUCAGGUGGCAGAUAUGAGAAGAGAGACAAUGGUGCUGAAUAGACCUUCCACAACACCAACGAAUAUGCCUGUGAUAUUUGACGACAUGAAUGACGAUGAUGAUGAUGAUUUUCUGCCUGUGUCAUCAAAAACAUUUGUGAAACAGGACACUCAGGAGAAAUCAGAUGUAACAUGGGAUGAUUUGUACAAUUUUGAUGCAGACGACAAUGAGCAGGAUAAGACUCAGAUCAUUUACUACCCGCCGUCGGAGAGUGAUGGCUCAGACACACUACCAAGUUCUUACCAGGUGUUUGAUGCAGGAUUAAGUGCAGACCGUCCCCCAAGACAGCUGAAACAUUCAAUAUCAAUGAACAGUAACCCAGAUGCUGAUUCUGAGUCAACCGAUCCGGUAUCUCUGGAGGACGUUGAAGAUGAGGAUGAUUCCAUGCCAGGUACACCAAUGGAUGAUGUCCCGAAAUCACAGAAUAGAGAGAAAUUCUUGAAGGACACUUUUGAGAACCUGAGUUUCACACCUGGAUUACCGACAGAUAAGUUUGUGAAGGGACUAGAUACAUUAGAAGAAGAGAUGGCAACUAACCAGGCAACAGGGGCCAUUAAUUCUCGUCAGAGUCUGUCAGCAAGAUUCCUGUCUAAAUCACAGGCAGCCAACUUAAGGAAUAUGGGACCAUAUGGUAACAUACAGAGACAGGAUAACUGGUUUGAUCUUAGAGGUCUUCUCCGCAAAUGGCAACUGUCUGUACAGAGAAGGAAGGAUGAUAUGGCAAGAAACCUGGACGAGAGCAGGAAAAUGCUCAUGGCUAUGGGUUGGAAGCAGGAGAGCCCAGAGACAGAUGGAGAUGACCCAUUCACUGAACCCCACACCUCUCCCACUUCCCCACAGCUUGACAGCACCCCUACUCUCAUUCAGGGUGAGCAUUCAGGGAGUGAUGAUAAUUCACCAACAAACCUGGCAUUACAUCUGAGAGAGCAACCAGACCCCCCACCGAGCCCUAGAACACCUAAAACUCUGCGCCGCUGCUGGUCUAACUUUGACCUGCCAAAGAGUCCAAUUCCUGAAGGAAAACCGAUUAAAUUGUCAACUCCGAAAACUCUGGAACGAUCCGUGAGCUCUUCAAACUUUUCAUCAUCAAAGUCAAGUGGCCAUCAGCAGACUCCUACCUCAAGGAAAUCUCUCUCCUCUACAGCCCGCCCACGAACAUUGCCACUUGACAAAUCAGGUGGAAGGGUAACACCCACUGACAAAUCAGCUAGUAAGACUCAGGGUAGAGUCAGAAAGGACACGCCUACUGCACCACAACCAUCUGGUAAACUGUCCGAGUACAAGAAGAAUUCAAGGCUUUCAACUCCUAACCUGAGUAAAGUACAAGUUGUUUCCCCUGAGCCAAGACGAAUGUCUGCAGGCAGUAAUCUCUCAAAAUCAAAAUCAAAUUCCAUGAAUAAUUUAUUAGCUGAUGACGAAGAGCAAGAGUUGACCCCACGCGGAACAAACAGAAGACCUCGUUCAAAGUGGUCAACUUCGAAAAUGACAUCUUUUGCAUCAGUGCCAAAUUUAUUAAAUCCUGAUGAUGAUGGUAAAAUAUCUGUAAGUAAUUCACAGGACUCGGAUCUUUCUGAUAGAAGUAAACAAGACAUAAAUGAUAAUGUCAUAAAUGAAAGAAAAGGCGGCAAACGUGCUGGAGCAAAAAGUCCACAAGUAGGUGAUUCAACGUUAAAAAGUACGAAGCGAGCAGCCUCCACUGGAAGGCUGUCUGGUGAACUAAAAAGUAAUACAGAUGAAAAGAAGGGAUUGAAUAAGAGAGUGGCAUCCAGUGUGACAAAUCUCAAGACUGUAGGUAACCAAAAAAGUAAAGAUCGUGAUUUAAUGCCACCCCCUGCUGUUCCAAAUGUUGCAAAAACUAAACAGGAGACGAGAUUUAUGAAACGUGCACAGCAACAAAGGAGGAAAACAACAGGAACUGCUGAACUUACUUUUGAAGAAGCGAAAAAUAUUCUCAAAGGUAAUUCAGGAAUUUUAAAUGGUAAAAAAGAAAAAGAAAAACGCUCUUCAUCUACAUCACCAUCUAGAAACAGAUCCAGUCUUUCAUCUGUAGAAUCAGGGUUAACAAGUAGUGAUAUAGGUGAAAUAACAGAUCCAGCGUUAUUUAAUGCUGCUACAGAGAUUGAAAUGACUGCGGCAGAAAUUCGCCGGAAAUCUACUCCAUCUUCAAGCAUGCAUUCUGGUCUUGAGGCAAGUCCUCAGGAUCUGCCUGAGCGAGACAUUCCACCAGAACGUGAUACCUCUAGAGCCCAGGCUAAGACAUCGAGUAGUGCUAAAAUUAUAAGUGUGAAACCUCAUCCUCUGAAAGGUACAGACAUGGAUAUUAGUGGUGGAAGUAAAAACUCACCGAGAGAUUCUGGGUUGUUUACCGAGGAGGACGAGGAAUGUCCAUCACCAAGUGUUAAAGAAAGAAUUGCGAGACUGAAUAAACAUGUGGAUGAACCUGUUAGGAAACAAACUCACAGCCCCUACAGGGGUCAGCAUCGCUCUGAAAGCCCAGAUUGGGAAGGUUCACGUCAAACAUCGUCAAUUCAGAUAAAUUUCUCAAGUCCAUCAACAGUAUCCAGUAGUUCUUCCCAGUCAGGUCCUGCACUAGAUGCUUCUGAAACUGCCAGUUCAGAUACCAUGACUGCAUCAAGUCAUGUAACUCCCCAACGGCUCUCAUCCUCUGACCAUACUGAAUCAUUCCAUUCAGUUUCCCAGCCCCUCAGGGACCAUAUGCUUCAACAUCAUCAACUGGAAGGGACCAGUCAUUUGUCAGGAGGGUCCAUGAUGUCCACCUCAGCCCAGAGUCUCAGUCCACCCUCCGGAUUGAUAUCUAGCCUUGACUCGGAGGGUCUGUCUCACCAUCUGUCUCCUGGUAACCAUAGCAACACAAGUCCCCGUAGUGUUGCUGACACUGGACUUGGAUCUGACACUGACCUUGAAAAUAGUCAUACAUUUAGAAGAGAUCAACUCCUGGCACAAGCUGACCCACAUUCCAUAGUACUAGAAUCUUUGGACCAAAUACAGUCGGCAAUAUAUAAGAUGACACAGACUUUCCCGAAGCUACAAGACAGAGAGGAUGUCAGAGUUGCUGAAGUAAGGAAACAAUGUCGAGAGAGAUUGCCAGCCAUGAUAGAAACUCUCUGUAAUACCGUUGGUCUAUCUCCACCUGGCAACCAUGACAAUGAAGUGUCUGUCUCUAGACAAGCUAUAGAUAGCCUUUACGAGCAAAGAGAAGCUCUGAAUAACCUUUAUCAGCAGAUAACUGAUAUACACAAAUAUGUCAAUCCUUCUUGAACAGUUAAUUUUUACAAAUAUGAUAAGCUUCAAAUACUUGAGGAAAAUUAUCAUGUAGCCUUGCUAAAAAAUUGCCGGGAUAAAAUAAUUGCUAGUAUAUGCUGCUCAAACCAAUUUUGACCUCAUUUAGUAAAGAAGUGCCGCAAAUUUGUUCAAGGACCAUGGAAUCGUACCUCCAUACAUUUUUUUUUGUAAAUUUUAUUUUCCAUGGUACUUGUAAUAAUGGGAAGAAGAAAACAAAAAGCAAAGGAUAUGAAAUUGAGAUUGUGGCAAAUACAUUUCUGUGACAUGUUAACAUGGUAUAAAACACAAUACUAAGCAUUGAUGUUAAGACUAAUGUAGCAUGUUUAGUGCCUUUACAGAAGUAUAUGGACAAAUUAAAAACUAGCUUAUGCUACAUUCAUACCCAAAUUGAACUUUAAAAAAUGGUCAUUUGUUCCUUUAAAUCAACAUGUUUUCCAAAUUUGAAGAAAGAAGUGUUGAUGUAUUGCAUGUCAUGGAUACCUUGCUAUAAAGUGGCAGUUUUUAAUGUUAAUUUCUUGCCUUGUUUUGUCAUUGUCUCAUAGAUAUAUGAAAUAGCUAGCAUAUCAAGAUUUAAAACAUAUCAACUAUAAGUAUUCUCCUUGUGUAAUACACAUAUUAUCUAUUUGGGUUGUCUCAAUCUAUAGCCAUGAUUUGCGUUUCAUUAUGGUCAUGUCUUUACAUAAACAUUAACACAUUUGUUUUUUCAUUUUCAAAAUGAAAAAAAUGUAACCAUGAUAUUCUCUUCGGUUUGAUUUUCGUCCCUUUUUCUAAAAACACAAUAUAUGACUUCUUAGAUAUGUCAACCAUCAUGCAAAAUUAGGUAAUAUUUGAUGUCUUCCGCUUACUUAACUUAACAUUCCAAAGAAAGUGUGAAGUUUUUCAGAUGAUUUUAGUCCCCUACUGGUUGAAAACCAGUUUCGGGGACUAUAUGAAUGCGCUUUUCCAUCGUUCUGUCAUUCCGUCAUUCCAUCGUCUGCAAUUUCGUGUCCGGUCCAUAACUCUGUCAUCCAUGAAGGGAUUUUAAUAUUACUUGGCACAAAUGUUCCCCAUGGUGAGACUAUGUGUCGUGCACAAAACUUGGACCCCUAGCUCAAAGGUCAAGGUCACAAUUGGAGGUCAAAGAUCAACAGGGCUUUUUUUCCUGUCCGGUCCAUAACUCUCCCAUCCAUGAAGGGAUUUUUAGCUCGACUAUUCGAAGAAUAAGUAGAGCUAUCCUACUCACAACGGCGUCGGUGUCAGCGUCACACCUUGGGUUAAGUUUUUCGUACCAGUCCACAUUUUGACAAAGUCUUUUGAGAUAAAGCUUUGAAACUUUCAACACUUGUUUACCAUCAUCAUGGCCAGUUAUAGGCAAGAGCACAUAACUCCAUCAAGGAUUUUGGCUGAAUUAUGGCCCCUUUUGACUUAGAAAUCAUGGUUAAGUUUUUCGUACCAGUUCAUAUUUUGACAAAGUCUUUUGAGAUAAAGCUUUGAAACUUUCAACACUUGUUUACCAUCACCAUGUCCAGUUAUAGGCAAGAGCACAUAACUCCAUCAAGGAUUUUGGCUGAAUUAAGGCCCUUUUUGACUUAGAAAUCUGGGUUAAUAUUUCGUACCAGUUCAUAUUUUGACAAAGUCUUUUGAGAUAAAGCUUUGAAACUUUCAACACCUGUUUACCAUCACCAUGUCCAGUUAUAGGCAAGAGCACAUAACUCCAUCAAGGAUUUUGGCUGAAUUAAGGCCCUUUUUUGACUUAGAAAUCUUGGUUAAGUUUUUCGUACCAGUUCAUAUUUUUUGUAAAGUGUUUGACAUAUGGCUUUGAAACUUUUAUCACUUGUUUAGUAUAAUAGUCUCUAUCUGUAGGAAAGAGAACAUAACUCUGUCAUCUAUUUUGGCUGAAUUAUGGCCCUUUUUGGACUUUGAAAUUGGUUCUGUUUUCAUACAAGUCCAUGUUUUUUCAAAACUAUUUGACAUAUGGCUUUUAAACUUUGAACACUUGUUUAUCAUUAUGAUUUCCAUCUGUAGGCAAGAGUACAUAACUAUUUUGACUGAAUUAUGGCCCUUUUUGGACUUUGAAAUUGGCUCAUAUACUGCCAUUUAGUGCAAGACUUAUCGAAAUCAAAGUAAUACAGGAACAUUGUUUGUCUAAUCUAUUUUUUUCUUUUGUCUGAAUAUCCGUGGAAAUAUUUUGACCUCAUUCUGCAAUCAAUUCUUCGAAUAGUCGAGCGCGCUGUCAUCAGACAGCUCUUGUAGUAUCACUUGGCACAAAUGUACCUCAUAAUAAGAUGAUAUGUCGUGCUUAACUUUGAGACCACUAGCUCAAAGGUCAAGGUCACACUUAGCAGUCAAAUGUUAACAUGGCAUGCUCAGGGUCUUUUGUGUUUGGUCCAUAAUUCUGUCAUUCAUAAAGGGAUUUUAAUAUCACUUGGCACAAAUGUUCCCCAUGAUGUGACCGCGUGUUGUUUGCGAAUUUUGGGCUCCUUUCUCAAGGGUUAAGGUCACAAUUGGGGGUCAAAGGUCAACAGGGCUUUCUUCCUGUUAGGUCCAUAACUCUGCCAUCCAUGAAGGGAUUUUGAUAUUACUUGGCACAAAUGUUUCCCAUGAUGAGACGACGUGUCAUAUGCCAAUCCCGGGCCCUUUGUUCAAAGGUCAAGGUCACAGUUGGGGGUCAAAUGUCAACAGGGCUUUUUUCCUGUCCGGUCAAUAACUCUGUCAUCCAUGAAGGGAUUUUGAUUUUACUUGGCACAAAUGUUCCCCAUGAUAAGACAACGUGUCCUGCGCAUAAUCCAGACCCCUAGUUCAAAGGUCAAAGUCACAAUAGGAGGUCAAAGGUCAAUAGGGUUUUUUUCCUGUCCGUUCCAGAACUCUGUCAUCCAUCAAGGGAAUACAAUAUUACUUGGCAUAAAUGUUCCCCAUGAUAUUACGAUGUGUCAUGCGCAGCACCCAGAACCUAGCUUAAAGGUCAAGGUCACACUUUGAAUGAAAUGUCAACAGGAUUUUUUUCCUGUCCAGGCUAUAACUUUGUCAUACAAAACGAGAUUUAAAUAUCAUUUGACACAAAUAUUUGCUUGGAUGAGACAGCAUGUCAUGCGCAAAACCCGGGCCCUAGGUCUAAGGUCAAGGUCAUUAUUAGAGGUAAAAGGUCAAAUUCAAGAAUGACUUUGUCCGGAGCAUUUCUUCUUUAUGCAUGGAGGGAUUUUGAUGUAACUUAGCACAAAUGUUCACCAUCAUGAGACUGAUUGUCAUGCGCAAGAACCAGGUCCCUUGGUCUAAGGUCAAGGUCAUACUUAGAGGUCAGAGGUCAAACUCAAGAAUGACUUUGUUCGGAGCAUUUCUUCUUUAUGCAUGGAGGGAAUUUGAUGCAACUUGGCACAAAAUGUUUACCACUAUGAAGCACCCUUGUUUUUAGAGUUUUGUCAAUGUGUUUUACUAUAAAUAGAUUAUAUUGUAACUUUUUUAUUACUGGCCGUAGGGAAUAGCGAAAGCACUUUUCUGUGGUAUACAUGCAUGUUAUAUCCAAUUUUUAGGUGUAUUUUGACCUAUCUCUACCUGGUAAAGAGUUUCUUGUGGAUUUACGUUAUAUAGAUUUUUUUUAGGAUUAAUUUCCCUUUGUUGUUACUAUAAAUAACUUAUAUGAUAACUUUUUUUAUAAUCGGCCAAAAAAAAAAAAAUCAAUAUGAAAACAAGUGUAGGUUUUUAUAUAUGCAAAUUUUAAUCCAAGUGAUUGCAUAAUUAUAUAGUACAAUAUUGUUUAUACAUCAUUGACAGAUAUCAGUUCAUUAUGUUAUAAUGCAGUAGAGAAAGUUAGGUGCCUUCCAGUAGGGGACUUUGUAUUGCAUGGCAAUACUUCAUUCACAUGUUUAAUUAACUUAUAUCUGACUGAUACAUCUGGAAAAGUGCUUGGUUAACGAGUGUCAGCUGUGUAUGUUUUGACUUGCUUGAACAGUUGUUACAAAACUUUACACAACAAAAUGAAUGAUUAUUAUUAUGAGAAAAAAUGCAAGAAGCAACUUCCAGUCAUUUCAGUUGAAGGUCAAGGUUGUGUGUUGAAAUUAAAAUUGAAAAGACAGUGUUUUAUGUCUUCAGUAUGACCUUUAACUCUUUUUUUUAAAGAGGAUUUUCAAAAAUCUUUGAUCAACCAUUUCCCAGAAUGACAUGACCUGCAGAAGCAGGCCGAGGUAACGGUCGUACAAUGAGAUCGAAGAGAAGAAGCCAGUAUUUCCAGACUGCUUCAUAUCUUUCUUUCCUUCUGCUUGGAGGAUUUCCAAAUUACAAAUGUUUCUCUUGUGAGAUGGUCAGCUCCAGACAACUUUACCAUGUCAGGUCAAGGUCUUAGCUCCAGACAACUUUACCAUGUCAGGUCAAGACAUACAGAUUAUUCCUUUUGUUCCAUGUUGGAACUAUUAUAUUGGAACUUUAAAUUCAGGGGGGUGAGGGGGGGGGAAUUUUGGUUUAAAGCUAAUUAUCAGGUUGUUGUUGGUUUAAUUGUUUCCCUUAUUAGUCAUUUACACUUUUACACUAAUAGCUGUUGAUGUAGAUAUUUCCUAAGUUUCUGUUAAGGGGAUAUUUAACUAUGAAUAACUGUCACAAUGUGACCACCUUUUAACCAAUAAAAAUUCUAGAGGUAAAACGAGCCGCACCAUGAGAAAACCAACAUAGUGCAUUUGCGACCAGUAUGGAUCCAGCCCAGCCUGUGCAUCCAUGCAGCCUGGUCAGGAUCCAUGCUGUUCACUUUCAAAGACUAUUUCAAUUAGAGAAACUUGUAGUGAACAGCAUGGAUCCUGACAAGACUGCAAAUGCACUAUGUUGAUUUUCUCAUGGUGCGGCUCAAGUCCGGUUGAAUAGUGUUGUAUCAUUUUAUGUGCCAUACUGUGCCUGUGUGUAUAUAUAGUAUUGUACAGUUGUUAGCUGCUAUGUAUGUUACAUUUAAUUCACCUUAUUACUGCUUACUUAUAUUUUUGUCAAGUAAAUUUCAGAUUUCAUCAGUAAUAGUUUUAUGGAUUUGAUUUAAGUGCAUAACUUAUGUCCAAGCUUAAUCUAUUGUAAAAUGUGAUUGGCAGUAUUGAGUCGAACAAAAAACGCCACAACCAACAAAAGGCUAAACAUUUAGUUGAAUAUCAGAUAUAAAACUACCUUCUCAGAGUCCAGAUGUAUAAUACCGAGUCUGAGGAAGCCAUCCAGCUGACUUACUGAAGGUCGGUGGUCCUACCCAGGUUCCCAUCUGUAAUGAGAUAAUAUGGGUCUUCCUCCACUCAAAGCUUGAAAGUUGCAGUUUGACCUAUAAUUGUGUUGGUGUAACAUUAAAAAUUCUUAAGUUGCAGCAUUCAGAAUUGAUCAUUUGUGUUUCAUUGUUACAGUUCAUAAUAGGUUGUGUAGUUUUUAAUUGAUAGUGAUUUUUGUUCUAUUCUGUUCAAGAGAAGUGCCAAAGUAGUCAUAAAUGAUCCUGAAUCUCAUGGUAGCAUUAAACUUUGUAUAAGCAGUUCAUGUUUAUAAAUGCUCAAUGUAGAGAAAGCAGAACAAUAGUUAGUGGUAUCAAAGUUUAUUUCUGUUCUGGCUGAUGUACCAUUAUUGGGAAAUAUGCCAAAAUUUUAAUGUUUGUUUUGUUCAAAAGUUUUCAGGAAGUGAGUUUGACACAUUAAAUGAAAAGGGACACCAGGUAUUCUUUCUGUACAUAAUUAUGUACUUGUAGAUAAACGUUGUGGUAUAGAUAUACCUGUUGUUUUGGUAUACAGUGUUGUUAUGUUAAAUAUUUUUUGUUGUUUUAAACUUGUAGUAGGGCAAUGCAUUAAACAGGGGCAAUUACGGCUCCCACAGAGAAACACUUUACUUUCCAUAUUUUAAAAUUGUGAGCACUAAGUAUUAUGAAGAAUAUAAUCAUGAAAACAGAUUUUUUUGUACAGAUUUGAACUUUCUGGAUUUCUUUUAUCUUUUUUUCCCCCCUACUUUUUUUACAUUUCAUAUUAAAUCAUCCUUUCAGGAUGAUAUAGCAACAACGUUACUUUCUUAAUUUCAUAGAUGGCCAGCUCGUUUUCCUAUUACAUGUAUAUUAAAUUGUUCUUUUCAGAUAGUAUAGUUGCAAUGUAUUUUUUUUCUUCAUUUCAUACAUUAAUCAAAAUAGUUGUUUUAGGGCUUCCAUUUCAAAAGAUGUCCAAAAAUGUAAAUAAUUUCAUCUGUUUUCAGUUAUAUUUUUGUACGGAUUGUAAAUAUAUAGUCACAGUUCUGUUUAAGAUAUAUGUAUAAAGUAUGUAUAUGUAUAAAGGAAAUAUAUGUAUAAAGGAUCUUGUAUGUAUAAAUGCUCAUGCUAUUUAAUGCACAUUAUGUAUAUCAGUAUUCCUGUUUUCUACUCUGCAAACCAUUUAUGACAGUGUUCACUUCAUGCAAACAUUUUACAAGGAGCUUUAGUGCUAUGCAUAAAUUCAGUGUUUUUUUUAAUAUUCAUUGUUAAGUUUUAUGCUGUAUAGAAUGUACGUUGUAACUGCCUCUAAGAUGGCAAAUUGUAAAUCAUUCUUUCUGGUGGACCAGGGAUUUAAAGAACUAAGAACAAUACCCAAUGUGUAGAAAUUUAUAUUUUAAAACAAUUUCAAAUGUUUGUCAAUAUUUUGCAGAAUUGCAAAAACACUGUGUCAUGUAAAAACUAGUGUAUAUAAUUUUUGUAUGUCAUGCAAAUCAAUAGAUGAGGUCAGUGAGCUUAUGAACUUAUAAAAUAGCUCAAAAUUUAUAAUUUGAGCCGCGCCAUGAGAAAACCAAUAUAGUGGCUUUGCGACCAGCAUGGAUCCAGACCAGCCUGCUCAUCCGCGAAGUCUGGUCAGGAUCCAUGCUGUUUGCAGUCUGGUCAGGAUGUUUACUAAAAAGAUACUGACUGAAUGGCGGACAGUGCAGAUCUUGAUCAGACUGCAAGGAUGUGCUGGCUGAUCAUGAUCUACACUGGUCGCAAGUCAGUUGUACCCUUGCUGGUAAGGGUUAAAAUUUUCUUGUUUAAGCAAACUGAUAUAAUAGGUUUUUUUAUUGUUAUGUUUUCAUUAGAACUUUAUGGUUCUCCUAGAAAGAGCUGCCUGUAUAGUUUUGUACUGCUGGUCUUCUAUCAAGACAUAUUUCCAAAUAGAGCUGAUCAUAUUUAGAUCAUUUGGUCUCUGUUCCAUUCUUUUCAAACUGUUACAGUAUGAUUUGAGUAUUGAGAGAUAGUUUUCAGAAUAUAUCCUUUUUCAAUUAAUUGUAUCAAUCUGUAAUGAACCUUUCAGUACUUUUUCAGUUAGCAAUCUUUUUAAAAUGAUUUUAGAUAAAAGCAACAAGUUUUUCUACAAUUUGCUCCAUUUUCUAUGUACACUUGAAGACUUUUCUAACUCCACACAUUAUGGUUUGGUUUUUAUGUGUGCUGCUAAAGUUGUGCAGUAUAGUUGUCCUGCGUAAUUCAUGCAUAUUUCAGGACAUAACUGAUAAUUUAUUAAUGCACACUUGCAGAAUAGUAUGCAUUGUCAGAAUAAAGUGUCUGCUAGCCUUGAUGAAUUACUUCCAUUUUUUAUCCUGGUUAUGUACGUUGACUAUAAUGUUGCAACAAAGUAUGGGGUUAGAAAAGUUUUUGGGGAUAUGAGGUCUGAAGAUUUAGGUGCAAAGUCUUUUGAUUGUUUGCAACUUUUGUUCCGAUGGACAUUUAAGAACCCACUUUGUUCUUUAGUGUCCACUUUGUUCCCUAUUUCACAUACACAAUACAUAUUUAUAUUAAUUAAGUACAUUGCUUGUAUAAACUGGGUAUACAGAAUUGUUAAUAUAUGAAACCUACUCCAGUCUUUCAAGUGAAAGAAAUAAAAGGUUGAAUCAAA